Messenger RNA from Macrosteles quadrilineatus (aster leafhopper), 3724 nucleotides. RefSeq names its product pseudouridylate synthase 7 homolog (gene Pus7). The transcript has 15 exons. Lineage: Eukaryota; Metazoa; Arthropoda; Insecta; Hemiptera; Cicadellidae. The record is from RefSeq and is a predicted model, not a curated record. The coding region runs from base 117 to 2372 and encodes 751 amino acids. Gene Ontology annotation, molecular function: pseudouridine synthase activity; RNA binding. Gene Ontology annotation, cellular component: nucleus. Gene Ontology annotation, biological process: pseudouridine synthesis.
CUUGGUUGGUGUGGAUUUGAGGUUAAAGUUUUCAACUUUUCAAGUACCAAGUGUGUGUGAAAAACAGGUUGUCAUAUAAACUUAGACUAUACAGACUAGGAAAGAUCAUUUUUAGAAUGGAGGAGACUAAAGCUGCGCCACAAGAAGAGAAACCUUUUUCUGUACUUGAAAAAUUUCGUCAGCUAAAAAAAGAAAAGGAACAACUACCAGUUGCUCUAGAGUCUAAAAUCACACAAACAACUGAGGGAAUUCCAUCUACAGUGUUUCAAACGUCAAGUUCUUCUCCCUCGUCUUCUAACGGAGACAUUGGCAGAGGAGGUUUUCGUGGUCGUGGUUUCAAUAAAUUUGGAGGACAGCGUAAGCGGCGUUUUGAAAACACCAAUGAAAAACCUUCAAAAAGGUUAGCCGCAGAUCACUGGCGAGGUCAGAAGGAAUCGGACGUGGGAAUCACAGAGUUUCUCAGAAGUGGUGAUGGAUUCAACGUGAUAUUGAAGCACAGGUAUAGUGAUUUCCACGUGAAUGAGAUUGAUCUAGAAGGGAAUGUAGUCAAACUAACAUCGAUUGACAUACCAAAAGAAGCUAAAGUGGAACUAUCUACUGAAGAGGAUCCGAACAUUCUGAGCCCAGAACAGUGGAAGACACUGGGAGAGAUAGUGGAAAAGAAACUUUCUUCUACCAUUGAGAAAGAUGUGUCUGAGCUCAGUAAGGUACAACGCCAGAGAAUACACAAGGCUCUCAAGAUGAGGUUUGGUGUCCAUGUUUACAGCAACACUCUCGACAAGGACAAUCAGAAAGUUAUGACGAUAGGCUAUGGACUGAGUCAGAUUACUAGAGUCCAAUGGCCCGACGACAGACCAGAAUAUCUACACUUUGUCCUGUACAAGGAGAACUGUGAAACUUCCGAUGCCUUAACCGUCAUAAGUCGCUUAUCAAGAUUAAAGGUCAACAAGUUUGGUUUUGCUGGUACCAAAGAUAAGAGAGCAGUGACCACCCAACAGAUAUGCGUAAGAAGAACAGAGGCAAUUAGAUUCCAACGCUGCACUGAAUUGCGAGCUGUUGCUAUUGGAAAUUUUUGUUACAAGUGGCAUAACUUGAGGCUUGGAGAUCUCAAAGGAAACCGGUUUAGGAUGGUUCUGAGGAAUGUAAAAGCCAGUGAUGAAGUGAUAGGAGAGGCUGUUGAGUGUUUGAAAAAGGAAGGUUUCAUCAACUACUUCGGCAUGCAGCGCUUCGGACAGUCUGCUUUGGUGCCGACUCAUCUGGUGGGACAGGCCAUACUGCAAGGCGAUUGGAAACUGGCAACAGAGCUGAUUCUGAAGCCUAGGCCGGGAGAAGCCACAUUCAGCGAUGUGAAGGAAGCUCGUGAGGUGUGGUGGGAGACCCGAGAUGCUGAAAAGGCUCUCAGAUGUCUUGGCAGGAAAGAGAAAAGUAUCGAAGGGAAAAUAAUAUUUGCCUUGAGAACUCAUGGACCAAAUGCCUAUCAAAAUGCUUUUGAUGCACUGCCACACCACACAGUGACGUUGUACCUGCACGCCUACCAGAGCCUGGUGUGGAACCAAGUGGUGUCUCGCAGACUGAGGCAGUUUGGUGUCAAGGUGCUGCCUGGUGAUCUGGUGAGCAUCACUGAGGCGCCAGACACUUUUGUAGCACAAGACGGCGCAGAGCAUGGCGAUGAUCAUAGUGAUGAGGAUGAUGACGCACCAGUCAAGACUGGUUGCAAGAUCCAGGUGAAAGUUUUGUCAGCAGAGGAGGCAGAAACAGCCAGUAUCUAUGACGUGGUCUAUCCUCUACCUGGUGACGACAUCAGACUGCCUGACAACGAGAUCAGCAGCUGGUACCAUGAGUUCCUAGAAGCCAACGGUCACUCAAUGGAUUCCUUUGGACAAGUCAACCAAAAAUAUGGAAUGUAUGGAACUUACCGCAAAAUGCUGGAAACUGUAGAAGACCUCAAGUGGUACACCAAGAGAUAUUCUGAUCCUGAUGAAGAUCUGCUUCAGACAGACCUUGAUGUUUACAAUAAAAAACCUCCGCUGAAAAUUAACCCAGAUGGACCCUACAAAGCGAUGGUAGUUGAAUUCAAUUUAAAAUCCUCCUGCUACGCAACAAUGGCAAUAAGAGAACUUGCAAAGUGCGAUACUUCUACUGUCAGCCAAGCAAAGUUGACUCGUCAGGCGAGAGAAGAAGACUUAGCUUCCAGGAAACAGGAGGAAGAAGUUGAGAAGAUGGCUACUGAUUCAGAAGUGGAAGAAAAGAAAGACAUCUGUGAUAUGGAACAGGAUAGUGAAGACCCAAGGACUAAUGAAUCCAACAAUCACAAUGAACAACAGUCAAAUAGUGAUAACUUUGUUGAAAAAAAUGUCAAACUUGAACGAUAACAUUGUGUAAAGUAAGUUAUAGUAUUUAAUGAAGGUACCAAAUGGUCGAUUUAGUUUUAAUUUUCCAACAGCUUUUUUAAAUUUUCAAAAAACAUUUUUCAACAAACAUUUUUAACAUUUUAAAACAUAUUCUAACAGAAAAAGAUUUGUUUUAGCUGUAUGUAUUUAGUUUUUAAAUAUGCUUUGACUAUUCUCAAAAUUGAGAUUGUUUGUAUAUAAAAUCCAGCGGUGCAGACUUGGGUAUUGGAGCAAACUUAAAACGCUUUGAUAUUAUAUUAAAUGAAUUUUAAGAUGCAAUUCGUUUUACAUUGAUCCAAAAUCUUUUAGUAUUCCUGUGGCAAUAUUAUUUUUAAUAAUAAUGGUUUAAUUUACCUCUGUCAACAUGGUCCUUGCGUAGUUUGUCACUACUUCAGUUUUGUGCUCGUGGAGCACAUCUUUAGGUGAAGAUCACAAAAGUUAAAACAUUUUCCUCACGUGGUCGUAAAUUUUUGAAAAACACCAAAAACAAAUAACAUACGAACGGUACAAAAAACCAUUUACGAACUUGGUCAAUACAUUAAAACGUUACACACGGGGUCCGGCGCCGGUAGAAGACAAGUCAUGACUGACGUGUGCUGUAGUCUGUAGCCCCUACAUCGUCACUUCUCUUAUCAGAACCUUUUCUUUGGUCUUGUUCCAGGAUGUGAAUGGCGGUAUUUUAAAUAAUGUUAGACUGGAAUGAGAGUUGUUCGUUUAAAAUAUGGCUUGGAUGUACUUUAACUGCUCGGUAAAUCCCAAAUUCCUUAAUGGUGUCCAUAAAUUUACUUUUUUGACAAAUAUGCAUUACUUCUAAAUUUUUCUGUAUAUUGGUAUAACUGUGGUUUGAAUCAAUGAUAUGGUUGGCAAAAGCUGAUUUUGAAUUCUUUCUUGGUAAAUGUUCCUUAAAUCUAGCUCCACUCCUUAAAUCUAAACCGCGCUCCACGAGCACGAAACUGCAGUAGUGACAAACUACGCAAGUACCAUAUUGACAAAGGUAAAUUAAACCAUUAUUAUUGUUGCUGUAUGGUCCAAAGGCUACCCAUAAUUAUUUUUAAUGUUUAUUUUUAAGACAAUGAUAAAGAAACUCUGUUACUAAUCUAAAGUUGGAAUUGAAAGGUAAAUUAUGAUGCAGUAUUUUUGACUAAAAAGAGCAGGACUACUCAAAAUCUUAUAGCAAUAAUAAUUUAGUUAAUAACUUUUUGUUUGUUGAAACAUAAAAAAUGUCUAGACUUUAAGUGAUGAGCAAAACAUUUUCAACUUGAGUAAUUUUUGUCCGAUUUUGAUAAAAUUUGGUUUGAAGGUGUAAGGCGGGAUAAACUUGAAUGAGUUCGCGA